UUUGAAAAUAAUUUCCUUGGACUGCAUAAGUAGAGCUGCAACAUGGCACGCACAUCAACGGUCCUCACCAUCGUGGGCGCCUCGGCUAUUGCAUCUUUUGCAAUUUAUGCCUUCUACUUUGAUUACAAGCGUCGGAACGAUGUCGCGUUCCGGAAGGAACUGAGAAGACAGCAUAAAAAGUCGGCUAAGCUUGGCGCUUCCAGUUCGAAAGAAGCCACAACAACACCAUAUGAUCUCAAAACAGCCUUAGAAGAAAUUCGUGCUGAGCCCCUACCGAGCACUAUUGAAGAACGGGAGAAAUACUUCUUAGAACAGCUAGCUGUGGGAGAGGGUGUUCUUUCACAGGGCCCCCUGUUUGAGUUGCCUGCUGCCAAAGCUUUCUAUCGAGCCCUCCGGGUAUAUCCCAAUACCGUCGAACUCAUCAUGAUACUCCAGAAAUCUCUCCCAGGGACCACAUUCAACCUAGUUAUGGAUUUGAUGAACUUCGAUGUGAAAUCCCGAGUAGAAGAAUACUAUGAUCAUUGGCCUUCGUCUGAAUACAAUGUGAAGAUUGAGCAAAAGCCCUUGAAGAACGCGGAGCCAUCGAAGCCUGGAGAACCCGUCACAAAGCGAUUGACUGUUGUCGCGACAAAGGACUUCGCUCCCGGAGAUGUCAUUUAUACGGAACAACCAAUGGCAACCGCUCUAGAUGUUGAUUUGGAAGGGAAGGGAACACAUUGCUCGCAUUGCUUGCGUCGUCUGGAAGAGUUCAUGUCGAUCAAGGUCCCAGAUGACCCUCUGGGAGUUGCGUUCUGUUCAAAAGCAUGCCAACUUGCAGCCACCUCAAACUAUCACGACUUGCUCUUUGGUAACACUCCUUUCUCAGUCGGCAAAGAUGUCGGCCCAUCUUCCCCAGAGGCUAAAAAGAGGCGCGAAACUGCACAAAACGCUCUCGUGAAGUUUGUUGAGGAGUCUGGGAAACCAGCUCCAUUGAUCGUUGCACGCUGCAUUGCUCGCUCGAUCAUCGAACAGAUGAAUAAACUCAACCCAGGCUCAGCAUCCUAUAGCUUUUCCGAUCAUUUGGAACGGCUGCGAUACCUAGAAAUUGUCCCAACACCAAAUGAGGAGGCGAAAUUGGUUCGAGAUAUCUUCAACGCUGCGGUCCCUGGUCUCGAAGACUUCCUGAAGGAUGACCGUUACUCUGUUAUAAAAGGGAAAGUGUUGUACAAUGCCAUUGGCAUCUCCUUCGGAGGAGGCCGACCUGAUAAGCCAAAGACCGGAGAGCGUUUCGAGUCAUGGGACCUUACACGGACGCCUCAUGGGACAUCACGGCAAACCGGCGCUGGAUUUUACAGAUUAUCAUCCUAUCUUGCGCACUCUUGUGAUCCUAAUGUUAGGCCUUCGUUCCCUAAAGGAACAGCAGAGUUACACCUCGUCGCCAACGUCGCGAUCAAGGCGGGAGACGAACUCAACAUGUGUUUUGUGAGGUCGACGCCAAGCGACAAUGAGAGCAAGGAAGAUAAUCGCAGGAAUAGAAGACAGGAGCUUGCCCGCGGUUGGAGGUUCGCUUGCGAAUGUGACAAGUGCACAAGGGAGGGUGUAGAACUUCAAAAAGCGAGCACUGGCACGUCUUGAAUGCCUGCUUUUGAAUGGGUCCCACUCCUAGAUUGCUCUAUUGCCACUGAUUGUUCAUUUGCCCAUAACUCAUUAAUAUCUAUUCGUUCCAAAAUUUGAUCUUAUGGAUCCCUGCUCACCCAAAGCAUGUAAUGUAUCCGUUUCCUAACUAAUCAAUCGCAUUACUUGUCU
Cantharellus anzutake is the source of this 1785-nucleotide messenger RNA. RefSeq lists its product as uncharacterized. Lineage: Eukaryota; Fungi; Basidiomycota; Agaricomycetes; Cantharellales; Hydnaceae. Gene Ontology annotation, molecular function: transmembrane protein transporter activity; protein binding. The coding region runs from base 43 to 1614 and encodes 523 amino acids. The transcript has 9 exons. The record is from RefSeq and is a predicted model, not a curated record. Gene Ontology annotation, biological process: protein targeting; protein import into mitochondrial matrix; tRNA import into mitochondrion. Gene Ontology annotation, cellular component: mitochondrial outer membrane; mitochondrial outer membrane translocase complex.